AUGGCGCGGCAUACGGUGCUACACUUACUCACCUCGGUACUCGCCGCGACUGCUGUCUUGGCCGCACCGGCGGCGAUUCGGACGCAAGCUCCUCAGGCGCGGCGUGGGCUGGAGAAGCGGGUUGACGAUGUGAUCGUCAACAUCGGAGCGGUCACGACCGUGAAGACGGUCAUCAAGACUGCCGUUCCUUCGACCGUCUUUGUUCCCGUCGUCGUCGAUGGCGUGACGCAGACUGCGACGUCGGUCGUCAAGGUCGUCGAGGAGAUCACGACCACGAUGACGCAGACAGCCGUCGCCACGAAGGUCAUCCAAACAACCGUUGUGUCUGGCAAGACCGUCCCGGUCACUGUGACGACCACCGCAUUCGACCUUCAACUCGCAACUAUCACCGCCGUCCUUUCGAGCACCUCGACGCUCUAUCAGCAGUCGGUCAUCAUCGAGACGAAGCAGGGCGAGCCGCUGCGGAAGACUGUCACGGUCGCCGCGACUCAACCCGCGGACGAGCAGCCCCAGCCUACGCAGACGAACGACCAGCAGCCCGUUCCGAUCGCUUCGCACAAGAAGCCCGAUGACACUGGCAAUCCUGGCGCAGCCACCGUGACCCAGGGUCAGACCGGUGCAGCAAACACGGGCAUCCCUACCGCUCCCGCUCCGCAGACUCUCAGCUCAGCCGCGCCAACCGAUACGAGCGUCCCGGAGAACUCGCUCAACCUCAACAACACGGCUGAUGCCAACUCUGGCUCGAACGCGACGCUCGACUCGAGCAACACUAACACGAACAACGUGACUGUCUCGCUCGGCGGUGGCGGAGGCAUUGGCGACUGGGUUUCGGAGAACAAGACCAUCGCCAUCGUCAUCGGCGUCGGAGUUGCUGUUGCUCUCGUGAUCGCUAUCAUCGCUGCGAUUCUCGAGUGCGGUGGUAGCAAGAAGAGCGGCAGCGGACCCGCGACCGGCCAAACCGUGGUCGUCUCGAACCCAGCCGAGCGCGCCGUCGCCCCCCAACCCGUCGCCAACUCGCUCGCCCGUCCUUCUCGCCGCCGCUACGCCCCAGUCGGCAACGGCGAGUCGAGCGAUAUGAGCGAGUCGAGCGAGGACGAGAAGCGGUCGUAUGGCCGGAACAGCAGGAUGGGGUCGAUUGCUUCGAAUGCGUCGGGGCGGAGCCAGGGCAGUCAGGUAGGGUAUGCCGAGGCUAGCUUGGGACGGUCGUCGAGCAGGGCCAGCAGUCGCUCGCGGCCGAGGAUGUGA
Rhodotorula toruloides NP11 is the source of this 1245-nucleotide messenger RNA. RefSeq lists its product as uncharacterized. NCBI's taxonomy places the organism in Eukaryota, Fungi, Basidiomycota, Microbotryomycetes, Sporidiobolales, Sporidiobolaceae. The record is from RefSeq and is a predicted model, not a curated record. The transcript is spliced from 8 exons. Bases 1 to 1245 code for a protein of 414 amino acids.